Messenger RNA from Patella vulgata (common limpet), 7810 nucleotides. RefSeq names its product patatin-like phospholipase domain-containing protein 4. The transcript is spliced from 5 exons. Bases 218 to 1204 code for a protein of 328 amino acids. The record is from RefSeq and is a predicted model, not a curated record. Gene Ontology annotation, molecular function: triacylglycerol lipase activity. Gene Ontology annotation, cellular component: membrane; cytoplasm; lipid droplet. NCBI's taxonomy places the organism in Eukaryota, Metazoa, Mollusca, Gastropoda, Patellidae. Gene Ontology annotation, biological process: lipid homeostasis; triglyceride catabolic process.
GGUCAAGGAGUGCCAGAAAAAUAUAUUGACUGUUUAUUAAAAAUAGUGAACGUAAUCAUUAAUCUCAGUGAGAUAAUCGUCAUUAUCUGUAUUUUACUUUGUGAUAAGCAUAAUCGUGCGGUAGUUAUGGUGAUGUUUGAGGUAAAGAUACCGCUUUAAUCAUAACUGACGUAGGGCCUACUGCUACACAAUACACAUGACAUGUAAAUGACGUAAAAUGAAAAAGACAAAAAGUAAAAAAGAAGGUAAAGUGACACCAGAUGCAACAAACAAAGAAAAAGAUUUAGUAAAGAAAUUACCUGAAAGUGAAAGUAGAUUUUCAAAUGACUCAAGAGCUGUAUCAGAGUCUGGUAGUUUAUUUGAUUUAAGAAGUACGAUAUCUGAAGACAUGCAGCUACACCUAUCAUUAUGUGGCUGUGGAUUUCUGGGAAUUUAUCAUCUUGGCGUGGCUACUUGCUUAGUCAAACAUGGCCAGGGUUUUUUGUCAGGUGUUGAAAAAUAUGCUGGAGCCUCGGCAGGAUCACUGAUAUCAGCUAUGUUGCUUAUAGAUCAAGAUAAAAUAGAUGACUGCACAACAUUUACCUUUAAUCUGGCGAAAAAAAUCCGCUCCAAACCUUUUGGAGCCCUCACUCCACGUUUCAACCUCUUAAAACCAGUUCGGGAAUUUCUAGAAGAAGCUUUACCAGUUAAUGCCCAUGAGAAAGCGACAGGAAGAUUAUUUUUAUCAUUAACUAAUACACGUAGUAAGAAGAAUGAAGUGAUGUGUGAAUUUGAUACAAGAGAAGAGUUGAUACAGGCAUUAAUAGCUAGUAGUUAUAUACCAUUUUAUGCUGGAACUAAACCACCUACAAUAAGAGGUCAUAAAUUCAUGGAUGGAGGCAUGACCAACAAUCUUCCAGACUUCCCUUAUGGGAGAACAAUUUCCGUUUCUCCAUUUUGCGGAAGUCAAGAUAUAUGCCCACAGGAUAAGAAAGGAAAAUCAUGGUUCAUCAGCCAGGGCAACCAAGACUACCAAGUCAACUGGAGCAAUAUAUUACGAGGAUCACAUGCUUUUUUCCCCCCUUCAAGGAGAAUUUUGCAGGAAUAUUUCGAUAAAGGUGAACGAGAUGCAGGCAGGUUUUUAAGGAAAGAAGGCUGGUAUGAGACUAAGGUCCCUAAACCUGUUAAAAAAGAAUACAUGACAUUGUAUGAAUCUGCUGUUUAAUAAUGAUAAUAUACAGUACUCAGAUAACUAACAAUAUGAUCUAGUUCAUAAAAAUUAUGUACUAUAAACAUGGAUCAAAUAAUUUUUUUGCUUCCUUUCUUAAUCAUACUAUUUUCUCCUGCUAACAAAAUUUGAGUUAACUUUGUCUUAAUAUUAUUUUGCAAUGUGCAAUGGUUAAAGGAGAUGGUCUACUUACUUUUAUAUUCUAACAAUAGAUAAUUGAUUACUGUUGACAUUUAUAACAUGUAUGAUCAUACAAUGGAUCAGGAAAUGACCAUGUUGGAUGAAAUUAAAAAAUAUAAUUCACCAAAUCGAUGCAGAAUUGUUCAAAGAACAAGCAUGCCAAUUUUCAUGUUGAUUGGACUUGAAUUGACAAAGCCUUAGGCUUUUCCGAAGAGUGUCACCCCAAGAACAACAAAAGCAAGAAGAACAAGAUGAGUAGUGGUUAGCAACCAAUUCUUUGUCCCAAAAAACUUUCUAGUUAAACUUGUACUGGUUAGGAGUUUAUCCGAGUAUUUGCCAUCAAUAUAAUAAUAAUAAUAAUAAUGUACAUUUAUAUAGCGCUUAAUCCAUCCAUGAGCAUGCUCUAAGCGCUGUAAGUUAAUAGCUUCUGUGGAUAAUACAUCGUGAACAUAUGCGUCUUAAGUCUAGAUCGAAAUUGAGCAACUGUUUCUGAACACUUUAUUUUGUCAGGUAAGUCAUUCCAUAGUCGUGGACCAUAUACACUGAAGGCUUUAUCACCAAAAGAUUUUAAUUUAGUUGAAGGUACAACAAGUGAUAGAUUAUUCUGUGAACGGAGUGGUCGGUUUGGUACAUAAGGCUGCAUAAGAUCUGUGAUAUAGGAUGGAGCUGAAAUAUCUAUCUAUUGUUAUUAGAGUAGAAAAACAGAUGGAUCAUCUCCUUUAAUGUAGGUUAAUCCUAGUAGAAUAGAAAAUCUGUAUUUGUAUAUAAAUUAGAAAAAUUAUGUAUAUCAUAUUUUUAACUUAUCAUCAUGUUUAGUAACAAGAGAAGAUUCCGAGUUAUCUGCUCCUGUUUAAAAUCUCAGUUCAGUAGGCUACCUUUUUCAAUUACAGAUUUUAAGGUAUUAUCAGUGCAGUCAGUGGAGAUAGGUAGGAUGUAAAGCCUAUUUCAUUUCAUUUUCUGUCUGCUGUCCUUCAGUUUGGUCAUACAAAAUAAUCGGUCUAAUAGGACUGGUGAAAAAUGCACCUGCAUUUAAAACAUGAUUGAUGUUUAAGAUUUACAAAUUUAAAAGUUAACAUUUAGUAGUAAAAGUUAAGUCAAGACAUUGAUUGUAAAAUGAUGAGGGUGGUGUAUUGAUUUUAGAAUUAAAGAAAUUACAGAUGACAUAUAAAUGUAAAUAAUGAAUUUUGACUUUCUUUGUGAUGUUCAGCUCUGUAAAUUUAUAAUUAUUCCAGUUAAUAUCAUUGAAAUCAGAUGGUUUUUAUGACAGUGUUCAGUAUGAUCUGUAAAUCUUAUUUACAGGUAUUUCAGAAAUAUUGAUUUGACAUUAAUCAUUUGGAACAUUCAUUACACUUUAUAGAUUUCCUUGGCAGUGUUCUCUAAAAUUAUAGUUAUUCCAUUUAACGCCUUGUGAUAGAAUGUCUUUUUGACAGUAUGUUCUGUGAUCAAAUGGUUUUUGACAGUAUGAUCUGUGAUCAGAUGGCUUAUUAACAGUGUUCAACUGUUCAGGAUGAUUUGUCAGUAUACAUUAAAAAGAAAAAGUAGGCUGCCCCACACAGCUACAAAUGAGCUCUAAGUUGAAUAUAAUUCAAUAAGUGGCAAGCUCUCAAGGCACACAUUUAUUAGUGUUAGCUAGUAUUCACCUGUAUUCUCUAUACAGGUAUGCAAUAAUAUUUCGGUUGUCAGUUGUUGUGAGAACCUUAGAAAUUAUGCCUAUUUUUUUUUUUAAAUUUACUAUUGAUUGGUUUAGCAGAAUUUAUCUAUACAAAUAGCACACUUUUAUAAGAUUAUUAAAAUAUUUUAGAUAGUGUGACCAAUUUCAAACAAAGAGCAAGUAACAGAUGUAGCUCUGGAAAAUAGCCGUGUGGAGGAGUCAGUAAGGCAUUAUUAUCAAUAUAUUUAAGGUUUUAUUUCUAUCGUGGUUGAUCCUUAAGCUACUAGAGGUUAUGUAAAUGAUUAUGAGAUGUAAUAUGAUGCCUUUUUGGUUCUGUUCAAGUUUUUACGCUUCUGUCAAGAAUUUCAUGUUUUACAGCCUAUCUGUCAAACUGAUCUGUAGCAACUGUUUGCAUGGUCGCUACGGUCACUUAGAGGGGUCUGUGUUAUUAAUAUUUUAUUUGCUGAAGAUAAAAUUCUGAAACUAUUUUUUGAGUUAUUGGGACUAUAUAGCACAGUUGAUGCUUACAGUUAGCCCCUGGAGCCAUUCACCUGAUUUGAUAUAUACAUUUGUUGUUCAUGGUUUGAAAUGUCUGUGUAUAUUGAGUGUCCUCCACAAGUGUAUCUUGUUUAAUUGUUAAUGUUUGUUGUGGUCUUCCUGCACUUACUAUAAAAAAAUAAAGAAGACAUAUAUCUCAAUUUCUAUUCACUCAAGCAUAAAAUAAGUAAAAAGUGACAAAUUGAUAACUAAUUGAAGAUCUUAUUUUUGUGGAAAUGAUAAAAAGAUUGAAAAGUUUUUUAUUUUAGCAUUUACUUUUAGGUGUGUAUAUAAAGGUUGUCCGUGUAAAUGAUAUAAUAUUUUAAUAUUGUCUCAUUAAGAAUCGCACAGAACAGUGUAAAAAAAUAAGCUUGGAGUGAACCCAAAAUGAAGUGUUAAUGUGUAUAACUUUUUACUUGAAUAUUUGUUGUUUUUUUAAAUAUCUUGGAAGAUGCACUUAUCUAAGACUAAAGUGAGGAUAGAUAUAUGCCCUGAAUGGCCGCCAUAUUAAAAAAAUUAGUAACCUAUUCUGUUAUGUGGUUCAAAUCCGUUUUACAUAUUUCAUGCACAAAAAGACUUAAUGGAAGCAGGAUAAAUACUUCUCAAUAUUCUCUAGGUAUACAUAUUGUCUUUGAUUAAAACCAUCAAUGUGUAAAUUAUAAUGUUGGUCAGUUAGUUUCUCAAGAGAAGUUAAUUGUAAACAGGUGGUGUCACUUUCAUACAUAAAGUGAUAAAAGUAAUCAUUAAUCAUAAUCAUAGUUUUUUGUGGUAAUCAUAAUAUACUUUCAAUCAGUAAUGAACACAUGGUAGCUUGCAUGGUUGGUUAGCAUGACACCACUAGAACAUAGAAUGUUUAUUCUAUACCCUGGCUCAGAAUCUGCUUUAAUAGAGGUGUUCAAUUUAUUUUUUUAUGAACAAGUUAAGAAAUUCAGGGAUUAUUUUUCUUUACUUACAAUAGAUAUAGAUUUAUAGAUCUAUCAGUUUUAUAUUUAUAUCUACUGUACUAAUUAUUUUAAUUGAGUAUAAUAGUUGUAGUUAAUGGAUAUUUUACUAUAAAAUAAAAAAGCUAUUGCUGCAAUUUCAUUAUUCAAAUUUGUUAUAUAUAUUAAUGUCCAUGAUUGAUAAUAAGAAUAAUUUUGUUAUAUUUUGUCGAAAAUGAUGUUCAUGAUUUUUCGGAAUAGUUUUUAAUGGGAAUAGGUCGGAUGUUAUAAAUGUUUGAAUUAAUAUUGUUGUUCUAAAUACCUAGAUUAUAAGUAGUUGUUGAAGUUGUUAAUUAUAGUCGUUGGUUAGAUUUGUUUGUUUUAGUAUAUGAAUAUCUAAAAUGAAUUAUGACAUCAGAUCAUGUGUUUAGUAAAACCAACCCAAACAUUAAGCAUACUAUGCCUUUUACACAACACUACUAGUAAUACAUAGUAAAAUAGUGAUAGAUUGACCAAUACAAGUAUGCAUAUUAUAUUUUGUAAAUAUUGUGAAUUAUAUAAUCCUCAGUAUCCCCAGUGGUCUUAUUCCGGGUUAAUCUAUAGGGGGACACAUUUUCAAGUUAUCUGCCCUUGAUGAUUGUGCUGUUUUUAUCGACCAAUCCCAUAAAUCGUUAUUUGCAAAGGAAGUUGGUAAAGAGAAGUAACUCUCAUUGGGUAAAAUAAGCAAAACGCAAAGGCUCCCCUUCAAGGGACAAGGUUACGAAUUAGCUAGAAGGUAACCUAAAUGAGAGAAGUCCAAAUUAUACUAAAUGCGUAUUUAUUAAUAAUAUAUUACAAUUAUUAUGUAAUAUUUUAAUGAAGACUGGACAGGUGUUUAUAUAUAUAUGUAGGUUCAAGAGUUUUAUUGAGAAUCAAAAUGCCAAGUAUCAUUUCAACAAUAAUAAACAUAACAGAAUGCAACAUUUUGGACACAGAACGAAUAGUAAUAAUAAUAAUAACAAAAGUCAAACAUAUAGAUGUUAUCUACCCUUAUAAGUUUGUAAACUGAUUUUUGAUUGGUUCGUAGACUUUAGCUACAAUCAAGGCCAGGGCAGGUAAUUUGAAAUCGUGGAAACCCUAUGGAUUAACCCAGGGUAUAGUGGAGACCACUGGGAAUACUGAGGAUGGAAUUAUAUAUACCUAUAGGUUGUUUUGUAAAUAUUGUCAAUUUUAUUUAGAAUAUAUAAUAAUGUUGUUGUAAAUGUUUGUCAAUUCUAUUAAGAAUAGAUCAUAUCAUAUAUUUUAACAUGUUAGAUUUUUUCAAAUCCCAUUUGUUUACUUGUGUAUAAAGAGAAAGAAUAUAUAUUAUGUUAAAAGAUCAUGUUAUAUGGCUAGGUUUAAGGACCAUUUUAUCAUCUUACAUGGCUAGGGUUAAAGGCCAUGUUAUUGUGUUACAUACAUAGGUUUAAAGGCCAUGUUAUUGUGUUACAUACAUAGGUUUAAAGGACAUGUUAUUAUGUUACAUGGCUUGAUUUAAUGGCCAUGUUAUCAUGUUACAUGGUUUGGUUCAAUGGCCAUGUUAUCAUGUUACAUGGCUUGAUUUAAUGGCCAUGUUAUCAUGUUACAUGGUUUGAUUUAAUGGUCAUGUUAUCGUGUUACAUUGUUUGGUUUAGUGGUCAUGUUAUCAUUUUACAUGGUUUGGUUUAAUGGCAAUGUUAUCAUGUUACAUGAGUAGGUUUAAAGGCCCAUGUGUGCUUCCCCCCCCCCCCCCCCCGAACAAAGACUUAUCUCAGAAUAAUUACAAAUACAUAUAUGGAUCUGAUAGUUUCUGUCACUCCAGACUAAUUAUCCAUUACCAUGAGACUCUCCAGUUUAUUUGGGAUUCUGUGGAUCUUUGUAUUUAUUAGAAUGAUAUUGUGUGUUCACUAUUGUAUUGUACAUUAUUGUUGUGUAUUGUUGUCACCUGUGUCCACAAGUCCGUCCGCUCGUCUGCUCAAUAGAUAAUGUUUUGGAGAGAUGCUCCACUGGCCAGAGUUUGUGACAUUUAUUUUUUAUUUUUCAAGCUUGGCAAACAGAAAUUUAGCCUAAGCCAUCAAUUCUAUUCAUAGUUACUGCUCCUGACCCUGAAAACAUAAAAGACAGUCUUCAAAGAGUUGUUGUUGGGCGUAUAUUCAUUGUCAUAGAGUAUUUAUGUAAAAAUUUAAUUUCAUAUUUGCUAGCAUUAAUCUUUUAGCUACAUGUAAUACAUUGGCUUAUAUGGUAUUUCAAAGGAAAGAUUUAUACAUCAUCAUAUAAUACAUAUAUGUAUAAUUUUUCAUAUAAAAAUUUGUAUUUUGGUAAAACCUAUCAUAUCAUAUAUAUAUAUAGAGAGAUAUUAAGCUUUGGUAUUGUUGAUAACUUGAUAUUAGAAGUAUUGAAAUCAUUUAUGAGACUUUAAAAUAAUAAUGGAUAUAUUGUUACAAAAAGUAUUUUAAUCUUGAUUUCUUCAGCCCACUUUGUCUUUGCUUCCACUGCAACAAAUAUAAGUCUUGAAAUCAUAAUAUCAUUAAUUUUGUACUGUAUGCAAUAACUAGCUGUCCACUUAAUAUAGAGUUCAUGCAGUGACUUAUUAGAAAUGUUGUCUCAAUCUACCAGCGAAUUAGUUUGGUUUAUACUAUAUAGACAUUUUAUGCUGUUUAUUUCAGAUCAGCAUUCAUUCCAGUUGGAAUAGAGAUAAAAUGGGCUGAAUGAUAAUACUAAAAGUAUAUUUUCAAGAACUUAUUUCUGUGCUUCCAUUUCUAAUUGCUCAUUUUAAUUUUAUAUUUUAUUAAUUUAUAUGUAAAGAUUUAUAUUAUGCCAAACAACCAAGCCUAGAAAUAAGGCACCAGUUACAAACAGUGUCAAGCCGAAAUCCAGGAUUUCUCUGGUGCCAUCAAUUUUGUCAGGCACUGAUUUGUCUAAAUUAUCAAUGAUUUUAAUGUUUACAAUUCAAGUCCCACACAAAUGUCAAAAUAUUAGGCACUAGUUGAUUAGUUAUGGCAUUUUAUUAGACACCACUAAAAUUAUUAUUUCCAGACCUGAAAAAUAGGGGUUGCCUCAUAUUUUAUCUGUCUUCUUUAGCCCAGGAGCAAAUUAAUAGGAUGUUAUACCCCAUUUCAUUUCAUCUAUAUUUUGUAUUCAAAAUUUUUGGACGACAACAAAAAUUAAGAUAAUUAGUAAUGAAUUUAUGAAUAUGGAAGGGAGUUAAAACUGUUUUGUGAACAAAAAGCAUAUUUGAAUUACAAAAUCUGUCUAUUUUGAUAUAAUAUACAAUUUCAUGUAGGUAUAUGUUGUUAUUAAACCUGUUGUUGAAAAUUA